Messenger RNA from Theobroma cacao (cacao), 2671 nucleotides. Its product is annotated as putative receptor protein kinase ZmPK1. Gene Ontology annotation, biological process: protein phosphorylation; recognition of pollen. Lineage: Eukaryota; Viridiplantae; Streptophyta; Magnoliopsida; Malvales; Malvaceae. The record is from RefSeq and is a predicted model, not a curated record. Gene Ontology annotation, molecular function: ATP binding; protein serine/threonine kinase activity.
UGGUGGUUGUGAAGUACUGUAUUUCACAGCGUAAAAUCCAUGCUUCAUAUAGGAAUCUCCUUUCUCAAUAACCUCUGUAGUUCCUAAACCCAGUAGGCAAUAGCCAUGAGCUCACAAAGCGUUACAUCCACGAGUUCAACUCUUUUCCUCGUUGCUAUCUUCGUAUGCUUCUCCCUGUCAAGUUCAAGAAACCCCAACUUCAUGCAAAAAGGCUCUUCUCUAUCUGUCGAAGAUAACUCGGACCUGUUAAUUUCUGCAGACAACACGUUUACUUGUGGCUUUUAUAGUGUUGGUGAAAAUGCUUACUGCUUCUCAAUUUGGUUCACCAACUCUAAGGAGAAAACGGUUGUUUGGAUGGCUAAUCGCGACAAACCCGUUAAUGGGAAGGGCUCGAGAGUUUCUCUGCUACGAGAUGGUGCCUUUGUCUUGACUGAUGUCGAUGGCUCCACCACGUGGGAGACCAACACCGGCACCACAGAUGUUCAAAAGGCGGAGCUUUUGGAUAAUGGAAAUCUUGUUCUUAUGGACUCAUCUGGUAAAAUUCUUUGGCAAAGCUUUGAUUUCCCUACAGAUACACUCCUUCCUCACCAACCCAUUACCAGGAGUAAGAAGAUGAUUUCCAGGUUAGGAAGGGGAAAUUAUUCUGCUGGGUAUUUCAAUUUUUAUUUUGAUAAUGAUAAUGUCUUGAGGUUGAUGUAUGAUGGGCCCGAUACUUCAACUUUGUAUUGGCCUGAUGUUGAUAAUACUGUGACUCAGAAUGGGAGAACAGGCUAUAACAAUACCAGAAUUGCUGUUUUAGAUGACAUGGGCAGGUUUUUGUCAAGUGACAGCUUGCAAUUCAAUGCUUCGGACUUGGGUUUUGGGAUCAAGCGGAGGCUGACGAUUGAUUACGAUGGAAACCUCAGGCUUUAUAGCUUGAAUAAUGGAACAGGAUUGUGGACGAUCACCUGGGAAGCUCUUCUACAACCAUGUCUAGUGCGUGGGAUUUGUGGAAGGAAUGGGAUCUGUAUCUCUACACCAAAAUUACCAAGGUGCUCCUGCCUUCCUGGAUAUGAGAUGACUGACCCAAGUAACUGGAACGCCGGUUGCAAGCCAAGGUUCUCUAUAACCUGUUCACAGUCCCAGCAACUGAAAUUCGUGGAGUUUCAACACAUGAACUUCUACGGAAAUGAUAUCAAUAUUUACAGUAACAAGACAUUAGAUUGGUGCAAGAAGAAAUGCAAGGAAGAUUGCCAGUGUCAAGCAUUUAACUAUAGGCUAACAGGGGAAGUGAAAUGUCACCUAAAAGCCGCACUUUUCAAUGGCUGCAAGUCUUCAACAGUGAAAGUCUCCACAUAUUUGAAACUGCCUCUGAAUAUAGAAAUAUCAGAAUACAUCAUUCUCAAUGACACUAAUCUUACAUGCAGUUCAAGAGGAUAUAAAGUACCUGUGACAGGGUUUUCUUCUACGUACAUGGCCAGAGGUAAAAAGCUGAGAUGGGUUUAUCUAUAUUGUUUUGCCUCUGCUGUUGGUGUAAUCGAAUUUAUCUUCCUAGCAUCAGGUUGGUGGUUUCUUUUCAGGAGACAUGAUGUGCUAGUCGCGGUGGAAGAAGGAUAUCGUGCGUUAACUAGUCAAUUCAGGACGUUCAGUUAUACUGAACUUAAGAAGGCAACCAAGAGUUUCAAAGAAGAACUGGGUAGAGGAGCCUCUGGAGUUGUAUUUAAGGGUGUCUUGGCAGACGAAAGGGUGAUUGCUGUAAAAAAAUUGGGAGAUGCGUAUCAAAUGGAGGAAGUUUUCCGGGCAGAAUUGAGCACAAUUGGAAAGAUCAACCACAUGAACCUUGUGAGAAUGUGGGGAUUUUGUUCAGAAUCUAAACACAGACUCUUAGUUUAUGAGUACGUGGAAAAUAAGUCUUUGGACAAACUUCUUUUUUCAGAAAAUUUUCUUGGAUGGAAAGAGAGAUUCAAAGUUGCCUUAGGGACAGCAAAAGGUUUGGCCUAUCUUCACCAUGAGUGCCUAGAAUGGGUUAUACACUGUGACGUAAAACCUGAAAAUAUACUUCUCGAUGGUGAAUUCGAACCCAAAAUUUCGGAUUUUGGACUAUCAAAGUUGUUUCAAAAGGGUUUCAAUAAUUCUAAAUUCUCUCGAAUACGAGGAACAAAAGGUUACAUGGCUCCUGAGUGGGCAUCAAAUCUUCCUAUCACAGCCAAAGUUGAUGUGUACAGUUAUGGAGUCGUGAUUCUAGAGUUGGUGAAAGGCAUUCGCCUUUCCAAUUGGGUGGUCGAGGAUGGCGAGGAUCAGGAAGCUGAGUUGACGAGGUUUGUGAGGGUAGUCAAAAGAAAAAUUCAGAGUGAGGAGGCUACCUGGAUAGAGGAUGUAGUGGACACAAGAUUGAAUGGACAAUUCAGCAGAACCCAGGUAGCAAAAAUGGUUGAAAUUGGAAUUUCUUGUGUGGAGGAAGACAGAAACAAGAGACCAACAAUGGAUUCCAUAGUCCAAGCUCUAAUGGCAUGCGAAGAUGUUAGUCGGAUCCGGACUCCCGACAAUCGUAGCGUCAUAAUUUGAGUUGUAAAUUUCUUUACUACUUUCAGUUUGAUUAUCAAGCUAUCUACUAUCCAAUGUUUGCAUUUGCAAGCUCCAACUCAAAGAUAAUAAAAAUGUUUCGUUUCAGCAACAGGAAGACUUAGUUAUC